Messenger RNA from Drosophila obscura, 3712 nucleotides. RefSeq names its product structural maintenance of chromosomes protein 6 (gene SMC6). Bases 177 to 3545 code for a protein of 1122 amino acids. The transcript is spliced from 14 exons. Gene Ontology annotation, cellular component: Smc5-Smc6 complex; site of double-strand break; nucleus. Gene Ontology annotation, biological process: double-strand break repair via homologous recombination. NCBI's taxonomy places the organism in Eukaryota, Metazoa, Arthropoda, Insecta, Diptera, Drosophilidae. Gene Ontology annotation, molecular function: single-stranded DNA binding; damaged DNA binding. The record is from RefSeq and is a predicted model, not a curated record.
CUCUGGUCACAGCAAGCGUUUCACUGCGGAAUUAUUUAGCAAAGCAAACAGUUUCGUCACAAUUCCCGCAUUCGGCAUUAUCAUUUCCUAUGCCGAACCUCAGCUAACUCUUUCUUUCUAGAAAGCAAAUAUCCAAAGAUAUAGAAAUUGUAUAUUCGAAUCGAAUACCAAAUCCAAUGGAGAACAAACGCAAAAUGCGUCGAAAAUUAUCGUCGGAAUCGGAUGGGGAUAGUUCUUCCUCGGAGCCGACAAAUAAAAAGAGCAAGAAUGCCUCAGUUCCAGAAGAUUACGUAGAUAUUGUCGAGCAGGACUUGGACAGUCUUCUGGUACCAGCCAACAACAGCAGCAGCAGCAGUCGACAGUCGACAGGCUCGCGCAGGUCCCAGGCAUCAUGUUCAUCGUUAAGUCUUUCGUGCGAACCAGAGAUACCAUGCGAAUUUAAUCGCUGCGGCAAGGUCAUAUCUAUUCAUCUGGAGAAUUUCAUGUGCCAUGAGAAUUUUACCGUGGAUUUUGGUCCCAACAUCAACUUCCUUGUGGGCAAAAAUGGCAGUGGCAAGAGUGCCGUGAUCACAGCGCUUUCAUUGGGUCUGGCAGGCAAUGCGCGCGCCACUAACCGUGCGGCCAGCAUUAAGAAGCUAAUUAAAAACGGCGAAACAGCAGCCAAAAUCGAAAUAACCUUGUGUAAUGUGGGAAUGUGCCCAUUCGAUGCUGAACAUAUGGGACCGCAUCUGACGGUGGUGCGGCACAUUCGCCAAUCAGCCUCGUCAUAUGAGCUAAAGGAUGCACGCGGUAAAAUUGUCUCCAAAAAAUUAGAUGAUGUUAAGCGCUUGCUGCGCCGCUUUCGCAUUCACGUCGAGAAUCCAAUUUUUGUGCUAAACCAGGAUUCUGCACGUGAAUUUCUAAAAAAACUGGAGCCAUCAUCGAAUUUCUCGCUGCUGAUGAAGGCAACACAGAUGGAUACUUGCAUUAAUGCACUAGGCGAAUGUAUGGCUCAACGUAAAAUGCAUCACAGAGCCUUGGAACAUUUUCGAAAGAGAAAGGAAGUAUCGGCAGAACUGGUGAAGGCGGAGGAGGAAAAGCUGGCCACAUUCAGGGAUAAGGAAGCAGUCAAGUUGAAGCUAGCCGAGGCCAACUCCAAGCUGGCUUGGCUGUCGGUGGGGCGACAAGAGGAGGAGCUAGCUAACUGUGAGCAGUCGAUUAAACUGAUUGAAACAAAGAAGGCCAAGCUGGUAGCAGCCACAUCACAGAAGGACUCAGCUCAAGCCACACUCACGCAAAAGUUGAGCACCUUUGAGGAAAAGAAAAAGCAUAACCAAGAUGUCUACAAAUCGCAUGAGACAAAGAUGCGUGAGGCCGCGCGCAUAUUGCAGGAGCAUUAUUUGAAAGCCAGCAAUAUCCGAACACAAAUUAAAAAUGCCGAAAAACGCCUCAACGAGGAGGAGCACGAAUACGAUGCUUGUGAAAAGCACAUCAACAAUUACCAUGCCGACUAUGCUAGAGCCAAACAGGAGCGAGAGGAGAACGCCACCAGAGCUGUGCAGCUGAAGAAGCUGGUCGUCGAGAGCGAGGCGCUUGUUAAACAGGCCCGAGACGAUCAAUUGGAGACAAAAGAACGAUUGAGUUCUGUCCGCGAACAGGUGGACGCCCGGCGAUUCGAUAGGAACAAAAUUAAUCAAACCAAGCAAAACAUCCAAUUGGAAAUUGACACGCUUGGUCGCAACAAAAGCAACAAUCUAUCCAUUUACGGCGAGCAGGCGAUCAAAGUGGUUUGUGCCCUGCGCUCUCAGUAUAGCGGCCCGAACCAGCACCGAAUGCCGCGCGGUCCGAUUGGCCAAUAUAUAACUGCAGUCAAUCCCAAGUACAGGGAUUUGGUUGAGAAACAGUUAUCCUCUUGCCUACGCUCAUACAUCGUUAGCUCUGACAAGGAGCGUCAAGCGUUGAGAGCCUUACUCCAGCGGUUCUAUGGCAACAAGGUGCCCAACAUCAUUACCAGUACGUUCACAGAUCGCGUCUACAAUGUGUCCAAAUUAAAAGUUCAGGCCACUACACCGAACACAACAGUGCUGAUCGAUGAAAUCAGCUGCGAUGAUCCGGUUGUAAUGAACUACCUAAUAGAUACGAUGCGCAUCGAGACGGUGCUGGUGACCGAGUCCAAAGAGAUAGCCGAAUUCCUUACUUCCGACACGGAGAAUGUGCCACCCAAUUUGACGCGUGUGCUGGUGCCAAACCUGGGACUGGAGUACAUACCAUCGCCCAACUAUGCCGUCUAUACGGCUCGUAUAUUCCCCGGACGAUACAUGCAGGUGAAUGUGGACGAUCGCAUCCGGCAGCUGCAGGAUGAGCAGCGUAGUCUGCAGGAGCGUGCGGCAUCGAUUGAAGCCGACUAUCAGACACUGAGGGAAAUGCUGGAGCGCACAGCUCAGGAGGUCACCCAAAAGACGAACGAAAUAUCUCAAUAUCGUGCCGUGGUGCAGAAGGCUACCCAAGAGAUAAUUGAAAUUGAAAACAUUGAGCAUCCUGAUCUGCCAGAAUAUGAUCGCCUGAAAACCCACUUGGCCGAUUGCGCCGAGAGAAUGGAGAAAUGUAAAGAAGAACGCCGUGAGCUGAAGCUGAAACUCGAAGAAAUCGAUGAGCAAAAGGCCCAAUAUGAAGCUAUGAAAUCCGAUGAAAUGAAGGCCCUCGAGGAGAUAAGCAAACAAAUGGAGACCCUCGAUACGGAGGCCUACGAAGUCACAAAGCAAUUACGUACCUUGGACUCUGAAUUCUCGCAAAAUAAUCAACGUCUCCAGAAAAUGGUAGCGCUCGGCCAAAAUCAUCAAGCAGCUAAACAGGAUAUUAUCAAUGAAUUGGAGAAGGUGCGCCAAGCGGCCAAGCUGAUGGGAGAAUUUAUCGCCACGACAGAGACAGAAGAGGAGCUCCAAGAUUUAAUAAGUCAACACAAAUCGAAAAUACGGCAAGUGGAGCAACUAAAUUACGAUCCCGAAGAGUUGGAGAAGAAUUUAAGUGUCCUGCGGGAUAAGCUUGGCGAGGAUGCCAACCGUUUUAACAUAACGGACACUGUCAUCAAGCAUCUGCGCAAGGCGUACCACGGCAAUGCGCAAAAUUUCCAGAGAUCUCGCUAUCAUUACCUAACAAUGGUUCAGUUUAAUUUUCAACAUGCCCUAGACCUGCGACACUUUAAAGUGACCUUUGACAAUGAUAUAAAAGCUAAGACCUGGGACAUAAAUGUUUUCCCGGCAAGUGGCAACAAAACCUCAAACGCAAAAAGUCUAUCCGGGGGCGAACGCUCUUUCACAACAGUUUCACUGCUGAAAGGAUUGUGGACAACUUCAGAUCAUCCGUUUUACUUUUUGGACGAAUAUGACGUUUUUACCGACGAAGUCAACCGAAAGUUUAUAACUGAACUGCUAAUUAAAGAGGGAAAAAAUUGGAGAAGCCGACAGUUUUGCUUUUUGACACCCCUGGACACGGAAGUGGAAGAAAGUCCAUAUAUCAGAAUACUCAAAUUGUCUUCGCCCGAUGAAGAUGAUUCCAACAUGCACUAGACCUAAGGUAUUCCUACAAAGACGGUUGCAGGACGACGACAAAUUAGCAUCCAAAUGUGAAAUCCUCAGGAAACACACAAAUUCUUUACCAUUAAACACAAAGUGUAUUAUUCUAUACUUGGAAUAAUCCUCAUUUGAAUAAAAUGGAUAGUUCUUUAGAUUUAAAA